This is a messenger RNA of Lymnaea stagnalis (great pond snail), 13889 nucleotides long. The record is from the annotation of a GenBank genome assembly. Lineage: Eukaryota; Metazoa; Mollusca; Gastropoda; Lymnaeidae.
GCAUUACCAAAAUGACUGAGCACCUGAACGACAACAACCCCAAUGUUGAUACAUUGGAAGUAACUGAGUUCGAAGGUAACGCCCACUGAAAUGCUCUUAAACUUUGUUUCUGAACAAAAAUUUAUUUAAUUUUAACUAAUAAAGAUUUAAAGAAAACUCUUAUUUAAGGUUACUAAGAUUAUUCACAACUUGCGUGGGGUUGUUACUUAGUGAGUUGUAGUUUUUAUUGUACUGUUACUUAUUUCUAUGACUACAAACUACAAUUACAAUGAGUACAAUGCUAUCAUUGAUACUAUCACUAUCAUAUUUAAUAUAGUAAUCAUAGCCACACAUUUUUCUCUGAUUCCAGGCCUUCCUUUCCAACCGAACUUUUUUCUGUCUACUCACCCCUUCGACAGCUUUGCUCCUCUACCGUACAGACACGCAUAUUCUUGCUGUUCCCAAUUAGAACUGCACUAAAACAUUUGGUGAACGAUCUUUCUAUUUCUGCGCACACAAACAAUGGAAUUCUCUCCCACUACACAUCCGUAAUAUACUGACCGUCCAGGCCUUCAGAACUGCAUUCAAAACAUAUCUCCUCAAACUGUACUAUCCUGACUGAUUCCCACCGCCCUCUGACUGAUAAACUAUGCUGCUGGGUUCCGUCGAUGGCUUGACAUUUAAAUAGUUCUGGGGUGGGCGGGUGAAUAUUUUUUUUUAUAUUAUAUAGCUGUUUUUUAAUUAAAUAAAUGUAUGUAACUUUUCUAAUGUCAUGUUUAUUUUUACCAAUAUUUUUUUGUGAAUCCCAGUGAGCCCAGCUCUAGGCUGGGGUACAGCGCUAUAUAAGUCCACUGUAAUGAUAAAUAAAUAAUACAUUUUAUAUUUAUUUUUAUGUAGUGUAGUAAUGUAGUUGAAGCAACUUUUAUACUUUUAUGAUCAUAACAGUAACCUAUGUUGUAAAUCAUAAUAAUAAAAUUUACUAGGCCUAGACCAAACCAUUAGUCAGUUGAACUUAGUAAUAAUAGUACAUUAAUUGACUCAAGAGUCAGUAACUCUGAGUUACACUUAGUCGAUAGUUGAGUAAUUACUAACAAACUAUAACUAAUACUGCUAGCAUUUACUAUUCAUAAUCAUAUUCAAUUCAUUCGUUUAGGCAAGGUGAAUUUGGUAAUAUUGGUUUUGCCAAGAGUUGGGGAAUCCCAACACUGGACAGAGGGCAUGGCAUAGACCAAUGGUUGGACCUAACGAUGUGUAUAAAUAGUAUGAUAAUUUUCUAGUAAUUCACUGAGCAUUAUUUGCAUCAUUAACUAAAUUUGAUGAUCAAGAAAAUUAAAUUAAUAUUUAAAAUUUUUGAAUGAAAUGAUCCAUUCACUUUUAUUUGAAUUCAACUUACAAGUUUCAAAAUAAAUUGAAAAAAGAAACUCAUCCUUGAUGUUACCUCAAGAUGAACAUCAGAGAUGCACACUUUGCUAAAAGUUUGUUUGUUUGAUGGGUUGAUAAAGAAGUACCUGUAUGAUAGUAGAAUGUUAUUCAUUUCUAUCAUUACCCCUUUCAAAGGGCAUUCUAAAAUAUUUUUCUGGGGUUCUUCCCCCACUUUCAAGAAAAGAAAAAAAAAUGGAAAACAAUGUAUCAAAUAAAUAUAGGGCUAAAAUUUGAAAUACGGAAGUAUGGUUGGUAGUUGAGCUGGUGAGCCUCCAUGACAUAUAAACUGUGGAAGACAUCUCCAACUUUGCUGUUAAGUACAUCUUAGCCAAUUCUGCUCAUGACAUACUGAUGCUAGUAGUUCCAAUCAAUGGAAGGGUGGGUAACAAGGAUUGGCGCUAUAGAUAUAACCGGUGACCUCAAUAUCAAAACAAAAAAGAGGAGGGGAGGUAAGGUUGAAAGCCUUGGCUUGGGAUGAAUAAAAACUAGGUCAACAUACAGGCUAUAGGACACUGCAUAAAAAAAGGCAGAGGUUUUUGCCCCUGUUAAUAUUUUUUGCCAGUUAAGCAGAAACAGUAACUUGACAAGUACAAACAUAUGUCACAAUAGACGCUGUCUGCUUUUAUUUUAUUUUCCACAAGUAUUGUCAAUCACUUGAUUUUUCUCUUUAUUAUUUUUACUUCCCAUUAAAACAAUUAGCCUCCACAUUUAUACAAAAUUUUAAGAAAAGCUACUCUACCUGACAUAUUGGUAUAUUUAAAUACUUCAUUUUUUUAAAACGAAUAGUGAUAUUAUUAUAAAAAAUUUCCACAUUACAGAUCGUGUCCAGCUGAAAGUAUAGAAAUUUUAUUAAUCUACUCGCCGGGUCUCAGAAAACUAUGUGCUUAGCCAUCUUUUUACUUUUCAGUAAAGAACGAUAACUUUGGGGGACUAGGAAGUAAUAACCCCAGUUGCAGUGUCCUAUAAUGGUGUAUUACUUACUAGAAAAUCAUCUAUUUUGCCAAUUUAUUUGUAAUCAUACCUUAUUUGGCCUCCUUGUGCCUAUUAAUUGGCUAAUAACCCUAUUACUAUUAUUUUAGAAUAUAUUUUGCUAGAUAUUAGAUAUUAGGCAUAAUGUGCUAUCUAAUUUAAUCAACAAAUGUACCGUAAUAAAAUCGGUGCCCCAAUCCCUAAGGCUCUUCAUGAACUCACCAACAAUCCCAUUUGGCGCAUCCUCCCAACAGAAAAGGGAAGGAAGGCAGCUUUGGGGCACUCCAUUGCUGGUGAGGACCCACAGGAGAUAGCUUUCUCAUAAAGGGGUGGACACCACUAUGAGAUGGCCCCUAAUUUUCCUUUCCUAUGACCCCCACUGUUUCACUAUCCCGGAGGCAAAUAGUAGCCCUGUAGUUGCUGGUUAGCUAGUAGCGGAACAAAAUGGCUGCCAAGGAGAACCGCUCUUGAAGCAUUUCUUUUUCAUCAUCGAUGACAACUUUUUUUGUCAGCUACAAUCCAUCAGCAAUAGCUGUAAUCAUGACCAUAACACCCAAGGACCUAACACUGAGAUCCGAAAACUUUCAAGCACUAAAAAAAAGUCAGUGUCUGAUUUAUUCUAAUGGUUUAUUCCGCUGGCAGCAGGCAGACUCAAAUAACCCUCUUUCUCUCUGAUGUUUUUUUUUUGUUCUGUGAUAUUGUUUUCACACAAUGACUUACCUUUAGCGUUAAAAAAUAAAAAUAAACAUUUUUUCUGAGCUGUUGAGAUUUGAGUACUGUUAAUAGUUUUUGUCUUGAUAUGACCACAAUGACAAAUCCACCUCGUAUGAUGUUUGUGUAUGAUGUCUGUUAAAGCUAUUAAACCAAGUAGUGUAACAAGUUAUAUGCUUUUUAAUGGAUAAAGUCAUUAGUCUCAAUUUUUUUAAGACUAAAUUCUAAAUAACUUAUGUAUAUCUAAGUAAUUAUUAGAGUAAUUAAGAUUACAUAGUUACUCAUUAAUUGAAAUCAAUGAUUUAUUAUAUUUUUUUAUUAGCUGCAGAUCAAACACUGCUGACAGAUCUAGUGGGAGAUGAUGAUUUCUUUUUCUGUAGAAAGUGUAAUAAAAUCUUCAAAAAUCUGCCACAAUAUUUGGAGCAUAAAAUCAAAGAUGAAAACUACCGUAUUGCCCAAAUGCGCUCCAAGGCUGAUAGGCGAAUGCUCAUACCACAACUGGUACAGAAACGCAAAAGGCAAUCAAAGAUUUCAACAAAAUCUGAGGAGGGAAAAAUUGUUGAUUCCAUUGAAAAUUCUCAAAGUAAAAAAUUAUCACAAGUUCAGAUAGCUAUUAAUAGUUGUGAGAAGUCUCCACAAGAGCCAAAACUAGAAAAUAUUGAAAUCAAACAAGAGGCUAAAGAGGAAAAGGUUCCCAAAAAAAGAGGUGAGGCUGUUACUACUACUUAAAUUACCUUCAAGAUGAAUAAGUUGCUGACUUACAUCUUGUUUAAACUAUACUUACACUCAAAGUAUUACAUUUCAUAAAGUUUAUUCAUUAAGUCUUCAUUGCUUGCAAUGCUUAGAUUUAAAAAGGUACAAUUUUUAAAACAUUUAAAAUAAAAUGUACAGGUUUUCUUUAUCCUGCCUAACCAUAUGAUAGAAUAAAUGUUUGAACCCUUGUUAUUUUAUUAUGUCUAAUGGAAUCCCUACACACAUGUCUCUUGCAUACCUCAAUUAAUUGAGAAAUUAUGGCAAUUAUAGUUCCUAGAUGGUAUCUAAAUGAAAAAGUAAAAUAAACUUUACGCCAGUAAUUUUUGACAGAAUUCAUUGAACCAGAAUAGUACAGACACAGCUCCUGUAAUUACAGCUAUAUUCAUUUAUGAUAUAUCAAAAAGGGAUUCCAUUCUUGUAAGAUAUUUAGAAUGAUAGACCUUGAUGUGUAUCAGUGGGGCAAAUUUUGUACAUAGACAAAUUUUAACUUAACAAUUUUGGCUGCUUUUUUUUCUUAUGCACCUGAAAAUGUGUUUCUUAAAUUGUUUUGAAUAGAAAUUAAUAUUUUUAACUCGAAUACAACUUUUAGGACUACACCUCUUUUAUUUUGUGGGUUUUCUUUAAAAAAAUAGUUUAAAAUGUAAAAAGGUUGAUAAAACUCCAUCAUUGCAGUGUAUUUGCAUAUUUCAAAUAUAAGUUGCUUGAUAUUGUUCCAAUCUUUUUUAAUGUUACUUAAAAUACAAAUCUAAUUUUUAAUAAGUAAUUUAAUGGUAAGAUGUUAUAUAAGGCAACAUAUAUGAAUACUAAUAUUUAUUUUACCUCCUAAAUGUUUUGACUAAUUAACAGGGAGGAAAAAAAAGUCUGCUACAUCUGGAAUCCAAAUACUGUCAGUUGCCCAAUCAAUACCUCAAGAAAAUACAUAUAUCUGCAACAAAUGUGACAGAAAGUUUAGGCGGUAAGUGUCUGUCCUAUUUAUAAUUUAUGCUCAUUAUUUUUAAGCAUCAAGUGCUAAAUUAAAUUUUUCAAUCUGUAAUUUAAAAUUUCUAAAAAUUAACUUAUCCUUAUCUAGAUUGAUUUAACUGCUCCAUUUGCUUUCCAUUUAUUCUUCUAAAACACACCACUUAGCUGAACUUUUCAUUGGCAUUUGUUGCAAGAUCAAUCACACAAAUAUUUGAAAAGUCAGCCAAAGUUGUUAAAUUGAUAAAUCUCAUCAAGAAGUAAACCGACCAAUGAAGACAAUAUCAAAAGCAACAAUUGGCCACAACACAAAUGACUGUCAUGACUUGCUUUAUUUUGGAAUCCAAUUGUCCUUACAGGGAGGCGACCUUGCGCUGGCAUAUGACUUAUGAUCAUAAGGAUACAAACAACAGUGAAGAUUCUGAUAGUUCUGAAGAGGAUAUAGUGAAAGAAGAACUUGAUGAUAAUGAUGAGGAGUUUAAGGUGGAAAACUUACAGCAGGGAAAAGAUGAGGAACAAACAGGAGUUCCUGAACUGAAAACCCAGCAAGAAAUUUGUAUUGUUAUAGAACAACCACAAACAGAACACAACCAUCUGGUAAAAAAUAGAUUACAGAAGCAAGAGAAAAUAGAAGAAGUUGAGAAGGACACUGAUAUUCCCUUAGAUAUUGUUAAAAAAGAAAUGCCAGACAGACCCUACUCCUGUGAAAUAUGCGGCAGAUGCUUUAAAGAAGUAAGGAUAGGUCAUGGGGUUUUAUGUUCGCUGGCUAAAAUAUGAAGAGUGGGAUUGGGCACAGGGACAAAAAGAAUUUAAAACCUAUUCAAGGUUUUAGUGAAAACUGGAAACGGUCUUUUUAAUUUUCCAGUUGUUUCCAAUAUUUUCUUGUAAUAAGCCAAAAAAUUAACGUAAAUAGUUGGAGGGUCUUGAACUUACUUGAAGAGUCAAAUUAUAUGUUUUCUAAGAACAACUUGAAAAUAUUCCUUUAAAUAUUACAGCUGACAGUCCUCAAAGCUCAUAGCGUUGUUCACUCUGACGAGAGAAAAUUUGUAUGUGAAACUGAGAACUGUCCUUAUGGAUUCAAAACCAAAGGAGGUCUUGUUCGCCAUAUGAGAAGACAUACAGGUUAAAAAAAAUGUAGUAUUUAUUUUUAAAAUUUAUUUUAAACUUUAUAACAGAUAUUUAUUAAUUUUAUGUUUUAUCUAUUUUUAAGAAAAUUUCUUUUUAAAAAUAAUUAAUUUGUUGUUGGUUUUUUUUUUAGGAGAGAGACCAUUUGCCUGUGAAAAAUGUGGUAGGGCAUUUUCAGAAUCGGGGGCACUGUCUCGACAUAUGAAAGCACGGUAAGUAAAAUCAAAAGCCAAUGUCACAUUUACUUCUUGCUCAACAAUUUUUAAGAUUUAGCUUCAUUAAAAUAGUGCAGUAAUAACGGUUCUGAUAAUAACCAUUGGUCCCUGGUAAUUCAGUUAUUUCUGUAUAACAAUUAACAUAAUACUGAAAUACAAUUUAAAAAAAAAAAAUAUACACUCAUAUCUUCCUGUCCAGCCGUAACUGUUCACAGACACCAGAUUCAGGCUAUCCUAGAUAUAAGAAAAACUGGACCUACCACCCCAACAUUCCUGCUGUCAUUGACCCCAACCAGCGUGAUGCUCAGAGAGGUCGCAGCACCCUCCCUAUCAUAGUUACUAACAAUGAGACCAGCGCAUCUGAUGAAGGUGGUGAAAUUCACUACAUAAUAACAGAAUCAUCAGAGCCUGAUGUUAUUGAUGCUGAGGUGGUCCCCCAGCGUGUCCAAGGGAUUGCACCACAGGUUGUCACUGGAGAUAUCUUGAUACCUGAAAGGGAGUUAGGAACUGAGACAAAAUUGGAUCAUAAAGAAAAAGGACUUGAGGUAUGUAUGAGAAAGCAAUACAUUUGUUUGGAUUUACAUUUGAUUAACUUGGCGCUCCUAUGUCUUCACUAAUCUUGAAAAAUUACCUUUUCAAUGUUUGUUUUUUUCAAAUGACAACAGAUUUGGGUCACAGGUCCUGCAGAGGAAGAAUUUGCCAGUGUGGAGACAGCUACAGAUACGGAAAGUGCUGCAAUAGUUGUUGAAGCAAGUAUAGCCAGUUAUCAGGAGUUGCCAGGUGAACCUGUGGCACAUGAGAAUGUCAUUAUUGUAUCAGAUCUGCAGAAGGAUUUAACAACUAGACCAGACUCUCAGCAGAAUAUGACAGGCAGAUCAAAUCAGCCUGAUGAACUAUCCACUAGGUUAAGAUCAGAAGAUAAUGCUGAAGUGGAAAAUCCAGAAGAAAUGGAUACUGACGUGAUUUUGAUGAAAAGCAGUGCAGAAGUGGAGCUUCUUAAAUCUACACAGUGUCAUGUGAGAUUUCAUGUUUUGUUUUCUUAUCUCGUCAGCAAAUUUAGGUUGAGAAGGUCUGGGUAAAAUAUUUAUUACAUUUUUUUGAAAAAAGAAAAUGUAUUAGUUAAAUGUGUGCCUGGCAUUAUAUGUAUUUAGCACUGCUAAUUGUUUUGUUUGUUCUCAGGUUUGCAAAAAAGAUUUUGUGGCUGUUGAAGGUUUGGAAAUUCACUUGCGGAGCCACUUGGCGGAUCAGCCAUCACGAUGUGGAUUAUGUCACUUUUUGUCAAAUGGUCGUGAAGAAUUGCGGCAACAUAUUUUAUACAUGCAUCAGGAUUCUUUAAAUGUAAGUUAUUGUUAAACUUUUUGAUUUUACCAUAAAAUAAAUUUAAAUAUGAACAAACUUUAAAAAAUCAAGUAUAUUACUUUUUAUAAAUGUUUUUUUCCAAUAAUCUGUCUAAUUUUUAGAGGGUGCACAUGUGCAUUUUCUCCAUAUUUAUAUGUGCUCUCCCUGUAUUUAUAAAAUAAUGUCAUGGAGAUUUGUGUAUCUAAAGUUUUAAAGUUUAAAGAUUAAUAUUGGAAGCAGGGUGAAUGAGAAACUAGAUAUUUCCUCAUUUUAAAGACAAAAAAUAUUUGAACUGUGUCAAUGUAAAUUUAUAGGGGAGAGAACCAUUUUUUUUUUACAGGAUAUUGAGGCUAGUGUCUUGUCUAUGGAGGAAGACAUGAAUUUAAAAAAGGGGGAAACUAUGCAAGAUAGGAAAACAGUGUUGCGGUAAGUCUGAUAAUUUAAUAAAGAUUUAGAUCAGGUGCACUCAAAUUUUAAAAAAUUAUAGAUUUCAAAAUUUUUUACUUCUUAAGGGUUUGGCACAUACUUUGAAGGUUUUGGAAAUUAUUUUAAUAUUGUGAUGAUUAUUCACUUUCAUCAGCAGACAGUGAUGAAUUUUAAAAGAAUAAAAAUUCUUUAAAAAAUUUUUUUUUUACAUUUCUUUGACAUUUGAAACAUUUUCUAAAUAGAUUGUCUUAUCAUAAUAAUAGAUUGUCUUAUCAUAAUAAUAGAUUGACUUAUCAUAAUAAUAGAUUGUCUUAUCAUAAUAAUAGAUUGACUUAUCAUAAUAAUAGAUUGUCUUAUCAUAAACAGAAAUGCCUUGACUGCUGUGAAACAGCUCUAUAGUAUAAAGAAAAACAAAGCUUCUGUUGAAACAGAAAAACCUGGGCCAUCUGCCACAGGAACUCUUCAGUGCAUGGUUUGUAACCGAUACUUCCGGGGUAGUAGCUAUUUGCGCCAGCAUAUGAGGACACACACAGGUAAGAUUGAAAAUCUCAGAUGAAACUUUAGUUUUUUGUAAUGUAAUCUGAAUUCACCUGAGUUGAAGAGAAUCCGUGUUUUUUUUCCCUCUAAAUUAGCUCUUCAUUUUCUUGUAUUAUUAACUAACUAUACCAAAAUUAUAAUGCUUCAUUUUAAUAAUUUAUACCUUUUUGAGUACUUAAAAGCAGUGGUCCCCAAACGGUGGUCCGUGGACCGGCACCGGUCCGUAAGCCUUACGUUACUGGUCCAGAGAGCAUGAAUAUUGAUGUUUAAAUAGAAAAAGUGCGGUAAAUUAUACAUAGGAGAGACAGGUCGUCGCCUUGGGGACUGGUUCAGAGAACACCUAUAUAACAUAAAUAAACAAGCUCUCUGUCCGGUCAUCCAAACAUUUCAAUAGCCCUAACCAUGAUGGUAUCUCAGACAUAGCAGUUACUUGUAUACUUUAUACUAGUAAUACUACAGAUAGAAUCUAUAUGGAGAACAAAUUAAUAACAAGAUUUGGUACAUUGUCUCUAUAUGGAAUGAACCAAAUCCACAAUUUCACCUAGCUGCCAUGUCUUUUUCCUGUUUGGUUUUUACAAUUAUGUUCAAAUCACUUCCUUUCUACACCUCUUUACUUUGUUUUUUUCUGGUUUUAGCGCCCUCUCCUAUUUUUUUCUUUUUUAGGUAGGAUAUGUAUAUUUAUAUUAUGUAAAUUUAAUUUAUACUUAUUUAAAUGUUUUUUUGUUUGUACUGAUGAAGGCAUGUGCCGAAACGUUUACUUGUGUAUAAUUUAUAAUUAUUAUUAAAGCGUAACUUAUAUUGUUAUAUUGACACAAUUUUUUCGUGUCUUAUUAAUCUAUUUUAAAGCUUUAUUGCAGUCCAACACUUUUUAAAUAGAAAGAAAUGUACUUAAUAAAUCUGGCACCGGUCCCUGGUGCAGUUUCGAAACUUGUCCACCGGUCUGUGAAACUUUAAAGUUUGGGAAAUGCUGCUUUAAAGCAUUAGCUUUUAUUUAUGGCUCUGCAGCAUUGUUUUGGUUAAAAUUGUUAAUGCCUUUUACAUAAUUAUAUAACUUAAAAGUUCAUAAUGUGACACAAUCAAAUUUGAAUGUUUAUAAAUAGUGUAUUGCUAUAUUGCUACAGGUGAACACAAUCAAAUUUGAAUGUUUAUAAAUAGUGUAUUGCUAUAUUGCUACAGGUGAACGUCCCCACCAGUGUCAACACUGUCAUCGCAGCUUUACAUCUCGUGAUAUAUUAAAAAAACACAUGUAUGUUCACAAAGAUCGCAGAGACUUUAAAUGUGGGGAAUGUGGAAAACUGUUCAAGAGUCUUUCCCAUGUCCAGCAGCAUCUAAGAAUUCACUCACAGGACCGACCAUUCCGUUGUUCCAUCUGUGAUAAACUGUUUAAAACUCAGGUGUGUUGAUGUUGCAACCUUUAACGCUGAAUAGCUGUUAACUGUGCCUAAGACUAACUUUUAACUCUACCCCUCUGUUUUUACGCCACCGUUCUGAGUAGAUGAAAAUUGAAAAUGUUGUAGCACAUUGAUUUUUAUUUGCAGUAAAUAAAAUAAAGAACGUCAUCACAAAAUUGCAAGGCCAAACAAAAAAUGUUCUAAUUUAAAUAUACCAUCGGGAAAUUUCUAAGUUUCCUUUUUUAACUAUGGACAAAAAAAAAAACAAUAGCUGUUUUAAAUGAAGUUAUUCUCUUUUAUUGGUGGGAAAACAAGAACACUUAAAAUUUGAGGUAACCUCUAUCAUAUUUUAGUGUUGUAUUUCAGAAAAUUUCAGUGAAGUCUUUUUAUUGGUGGGGGAAAAAAUAAAAACUUAGAUAUUGCUGGCAUCCGUCCGUCACAAUGUGACGAUGGUAUGGAAAUCCGCAAGGCCUGGGAUUAUUCUUCAAGGAUUAUAAGCUGGUUCUCAAUAGCAAAUCGCCUCUCCAUGCUGCUGGAUAACCCAAGGGAACAUCAUUGGGAUGAUACAGCUUGGCACCAGGGGCGUCGUACGAGUUGUCGGAAUGUUUAAUUGAACCAAUGUUAUCAACAGACUCCUUAGAUAUUAAGGUAGUGUAAAAAUUCAUUUAGUAUUUCAUCAAUGUGAACUCAUCAAAUUUCAGAGCUCCCUUAAAGUACAUCUCAGAACACACACUGGAGUAAAUCCAUACAAAUGUCAUGUUUGUAACCACCAUUUUCGAGAACGUGGGUCACUGCAGCGACAUAUGAGACUGCACACGGGAGAAAAACCGUACAAGUGUAACUUGUGCAACAGGGCAUUUGCAGAGCAGGGAACGUUGUCAAGGCAUCUCAGAGCUAAGAGUGAGUAUUGAUAACGAGUGAUGACUUCAAGGUGCAGGUUGGACAAUGUAGUGGUUGUGGAGGGGGGUGGGGGGCAGCUACAUCACAGGUGGCACUUGCUUCUUCAUGUGAAGUGGCAGAAUUUUUGGCCACCUGCAAAGAGUUUUUUAAGAAAGGGGUGCAAAAAGCUUGGUCCGUCCCGGGUGGCAUCAACCCUAACUACUACAUUGGACAGGUUCAUUAUAAAAGUAUCUUAAAUCUCCAUUCCUUCUAUUUAUUUGUUAACCAUUUAAUUAUAACAGUGGUUUUAAAUAAUUUAGUGAGCAAUGCCUCACACAAACAUCAGCACUUAAUUACAGAGUUGUCUAGAACAUACCCUACCAUUAAUUAAUGCAAUGAAAUUUUAUUGUCACUGUGUAACUUAAAAGUGUUGUUGGUCCCUCAGAACAGUUUUUUUUUUAUUUCUGUCCUAAUUUUAACAGUGCCCUGCGCUACAACCCGGGAAGCUACCAGUCUAGACUCCAGCAACACUACCCCCAAUACAACAAUGCUGGCCCAGUUUUCUACCAUGGUGGCAGACACUCAGCACUACAUUCUGCCAGAGGCAGAGCCAAGUCAACAAUUCAUCUUAUCUUCUAAUAGGGACCAGGAGGUAAGAAUGCUUUCUUGAUACAGCUUCAGUUAGCAUGUCAAACAUUGAUUUUGGUAACAUUUAAAAAAAUAAUAGUAUUUCAAUUGUUAUUUAAACAGAAAAUAUGCUUAAUUUUAAUGUAUGUACCUUUUAAAUGGCAUGCAAUAUUUAUGUCUCUUAUUUAUUUUGUUUACAAAGCCAGUGUGACUCACAUUAUAAUUCACUGACUAGAGCCUAAGAUUUAAAUUUUUUUUAAAUUUUGAAAAACAUUGCAUUUCUAUGCUCCUUUUAGAGCAGCGGUUGCCAACCAGUGGUAUGCAGAGCAAUGGUGGUCCAUGAGAAAGUUUUGUUGGUCCGCAGAAAAAUUCUUAUAUUCUGAAUCCCAUUUUUUAAAGUUUCUAAUUCUGAGUUAAUCUCUAAUUUUGGCACAGUAAAUUCAAUGCAAAAAAUAUAUAUUUUUUGUGUGUUCAAAAUCAACUUAUUUAAUUUUCAUGCAUCUUUUGUCGUUCACUGCAUCAUUAAAGUUAUUAACCGGCUGAUAAGUAACCAAUGUUCAACAGAACUUGGAAAUGGCAAUAUGUGGAUAAUAGACCAAUUGGCAGAAAACAUUGAGGAUAGCAAUUUAAGCAUCAUUGAAUAACUUUUAUAAUUUUUUUAAUGAAAUGGGUGUACUUCAUAUUAAUAAUAUGGAAGUUCUCUGAUCAUUAUUUUUAUAAGACUUUUUUUUUUUUUUUAAAUCAUAUAAGGGGUCCACAGGAUUUAAAAUUAUGAAUUUACUGUUCUGGGAGUACCGAAAGGUUGGUGACCGGUGUUUUAAAGCAUAAUCACUAUAUCUAUAUGGAGCAUUUAAUUCUGAGUGAGGGAAAAUAAGAUACUUUAUGCUAAUGGCCAAUUAACUAAUAAUUGAAUUUUAAAAAAUGGACUUUGUGUAACUUUUAAGUUUAAGGCAUAAAAUAUAAUAAACCUCCAAAUUGGUUUGCAUUGCUAUGUAACAUGUUUUGUCACUGUCCAAAUUUGUUUGCAUUGUUAUGGAACAUGUUUUGUCACUGUCCAAAUUUGUUUGCAUUGUGAUGUAACAUGUUUUGUCACUGUCCAAAUUUGUUUGCAUUGUUAUGUAACAUGUUUUGUCACGUCCAAAUUUGUUUGCAUUGUGAUGUAACAUGUUUUGUCACUGUCCAAAUUUGUUUGCAUUGUUAUGUAACAUGUUUUGUCACGUCCAAAUUUGUUUGCAUUGUUAUGUAACAUGUUUUUGUCACUGUCCAAAUUGGUUUGCAUUGUUAUGUAACAUGUUUUGUAACUGCCCUACAGAUGUCAGGGGAUUAUGUUAUUCUUCAAACUGUGGAAGAAAUGGAGGAUGCUGGGGACAGCUUUGAAGUGAUCACAGAAGAGAGGGCUGCAACGGUGGAUGGAAAUUUUGUUGAUCAGGUCAGUUGGUGAAUAGACAUAAAUUGAAGUAAAGCAAUCAUAAGAUUCAUCUAGAUUUUGUAUCUGUGAUGAUUGGCCAUUGAUAUUCUGUUGAUUUAUUUUAAUGCUUAGGACUAGACCUCUGACAAUGAAUUUGCAUUUGACAUGUACAGUCUGGGUAAUUUUUCCUUUAAAAAUCAGCAACUACAAUAUAUAACUUAAUUUCUAAUUGUGAUUUUUAGGAACUGAAUAUUUGUUUAGGUACCAUCCUCAGAAUCCCAAUGCUCUCUCUCUCUCUUUUUUAUUUUUUUUAUUUUUUUUUGUAAUUAAAAUUAACGCAUGUUAAAAUCAAUUUUAAAAUAAUAAACCUUGAAACUGAACCUAAAGAAAUGAACAGCUGAACUGAGUGAAAUUGUUCAACAACACCAAAGUUUAACAUAUGGAAGAGUAGAAUCAUAUAAAAUAAUGAAACUAUAAAUAUAAAAUAAACACUCAACAUUUGCAAAGAAACAAGAUCUUGAUUAUUGGUAAUUUUUUUUAAAAACAUUGUAUUUUUGGCUCUCUUCUUUCCAGUCUCAGGAUACAGAAAGACUUGAAAUUUUUGACUCUAGUACAGGAGAAUCUCUAAUCAUAGUGGCAGAUAAAUCUAUUGUUGACUUAGUGCGUGACCAACAGGGUUCUUUGGAAUCAGGAGAUGGAGGGUGCAGCAUGGAGAGGAUAAAAGAUAUAUUGUUAGCAGCGGGGAAAGGGGGCAUCACUGCCACUUUUCAACAAGAGGAAUUAACUGGCACUGGUACCACACCAGAGGAAAUUUCUCCUGAGCAAGAGGAGAGAAUCUCACCAGAAAAUAUGGAGAUACCAUUAACACAAUAUGCCCCUGAUGAGGGGAAAUCACCAGAUGUUAAACACCAGGAACAGAAUAUAAAUAUAAUUUCCCCAAGAACUACUGUACUUAAUGUCAAUGAGAAUAAUUAAUAUUGCUGUUUAAAAUUAUUGUACAGUAUGUAUUAAAUUUGUGAACUAGUCUUGAUAUAAUUUAAUUUGUAUUGAUCUAAUUUUCACAUAUUUGUUCCCCAUUUAAAAAUAAAUAUAUCACAGAUACACCUGUUUUUUUUCCUUUACUUGAAGUCAUCUACUUAGAGAUAAAGUUUU